Molecule: messenger RNA, 2998 nt
Organism: Oryzias melastigma (Indian medaka)
Lineage: Eukaryota; Metazoa; Chordata; Actinopteri; Beloniformes; Adrianichthyidae
Gene: misp
Product: mitotic spindle positioning
Exons: 5
Coding region: 492-2495 (667 amino acids)
Source: RefSeq, a predicted model, not a curated record
CUGAAAGAGAAACACCAAAUGAGAGUCAAUGGAGGAGAAGUCAAACUAAAGUCCCACAUUCUCUCAUGGUGACGUUUGAUGGUUCAACUUUCCAAUCCUUAAAUCCAAAGUCGAGCAUUAGGUUCCGUUUCUAGAGCCUUUGGAGCACGGACAUGAUGACAGGUUCCUGAUCUUGGUCGUGUGUAGAUCGGUUAGACUGCUGUAGAACAGCUCAGGCCUUAUCAGCUGCAGCAGCUGAAGGAGUAACGGCUUAUCUCAGAGCUGCAGCUUCGUCUCUGGGGAUCGACUUGUGCCGUUACGUUUCCAUCAAACCUGCGUCUUUGUGACCGAGCUCGUGUUUCUGCUUUAUGAGGUAAUUUUUAUCAAGAAUCAGGAAAACGCAGAAAAACUUCAGAAUCUCAAAGUAAAUCCUCAUCUGGACAUCAUCAGUUUCUAGGAUUCAUCCUCAUUUCCCUCGUCUUCCCGCUCAGACUGAAUCCCGCUCUGCAGCCAUGGCCAGCACCCCAAAGAGGUGGACCCUGAAACCUCUGUCCCCCAUCCUGAGACCCUCAGACCUUCAGACGAUGACGGUCUCUGCUCUGAAUGACAGCAUCUCCAGCAGUAACUCCUCUGUGGUGGACUCUUCGUCUCAGAGGGGGAGUCUCCAGGACAUACCGGUUCAGACCAGCCCUGUUCACAUUUUACAAAAUGGGAGCUCAGAUGAUUCUGAUCCACUGAGUCUUAGCAGUUCCAGUAGCUUGAAAAGCCCCAGCAGCCCGUCAAGCCCUCGGUGUGGCUUCUACUCGUUUGUAGAGGACCCCACGAGUCCAGAAGCCAAGGAGAACGAAUCAUGGAUGCUGUCGUCUCAGCGGCAGGCUUACCUGGCCACACUGAAGGAGGAGACUGGAUUCAAACUACAGGCUUACAACAGCGCCAAAAAACCCCAAACUCUGUUUUCUGUGGACCAAGACGAUUCCCAGUACAAGAUAGAUCCACACAACAACAUGAACGGGAUCUGCAAGACAGACGAAAAGCAGCUCCGCAAAGAAAUUAUUCGCAGCCAGGCGCCAAGAAACAUGCUAGCCCAGACGUCACACCGCGAGGUAAACCUGACCCGGUCCACAAACACAGAGACAGAACCGCACGGUCCAGUCAGCUCCAGGACAAAACCCUCUCACCCCAACCAGCCAGAGACCACGGAGAAGUAUCAGAGCAACUUCAAGACUGUCAGGAAGCUCUUUCUGAACAUGGAGGAGGAGCAGUUGAAGGCUCUCUUCAGCCCUGAUUGGUCCACAAAGCUCAGGCGGGUUUCUACGCCGAAGUCCAGAACUCAUGUUUCUCCACCACAUGGAGAGGAGGAUCAGAGAACCAAGAAAAUCAGUCCCACCACUGAUGAUCUCGAGAGGAACCGAGAGCAGACAUCCAAACCAGAGAAUGGGAGCUGUGCAAGGAAUGCUGAACUGUUCAGGCAAGACAAAACAACUAAUCAAUUCUUAAGUGUCCAUGAAAGUCCCACUGAAGAGGAGAUCAGAACACCAGAGGAACAUGAAGAGAGCCUGCAACGCUCUUGUGACCUGGAGAGCAAAAGUGAAGGAGAGGUGACUGAAGCUACAAUGAAACCCCCGCUAUCCCUUCUUACCUCCGGAACAAACAAAGAGACACUUCCUGGUGGAAUAAUCCCAAAUCAAGAGAUUCACCUGCAGAACCUGGAGGCGAAGGAUCUUCAGCUCCUUGAAACUCCAGGACAAGUCAGUCCUUUGAAGACAAACGCUGAUGACAUCCGGACUGAAGAGAAGCCUCUGAUGGGAUCUGGAACAGGAGACAUUUUCCCAUCUCCUUGCUGUCCACAUCGUCAUCACCAAGAGUUAAAGUUCUAUCAAACAAACGUUGCUGCUUCCCUCCAUUCUGAAGGGGACUCUGAUGUUCAGAACUCACCACGUUUUCAAGAGGACUCUGCCUCUUCUUUUUUACCUUCUCCCCGUUUCUCUCCAUUUUCAUCCCGAAAGUCGACAACUCGCUGGGAACCACAAAAACUGGAUUAUGCCAGCUCACAAUCAAGGGAACCAGCACUAGAUUUGAUCAAGAAAGAGAUCCAGGAGGUUCUGAAACGGGAGCAAGAACUGAAAGAGAUGAGGGAGUCCAGGAAGGGGAUCAGCCGACCACUCCUGUCUCCGGCGUCUCUGGUGGAAAAGGCAAACAUGAUGGCGGUCAGGCUGUUCUACCCCCAACCAAACAAGGAAAAAGAAGUGAAUUUGAAUUCUUCGUCUGGCCAUGUCGACGCUCCUCAUCCUCGGACACCCUCCUCCAGGCUCCCGCGGCGUCCUCCGAGUCUGACCGAGAUUCCCGUUCAGGACUUGGAGGAGCAUCAGGCCGAGCUGGAAGAAAGCUCCUACGGAGGAAUCCUGCUGGUCGACAACAUCAACAACAAGGUCAUCGAGUCCACCAGAGUCGCUCGCCAUAAAAACCAGCGAGCUCUGCGGUGGGAGGCUGGCGUGUUCACGACCACGGAGACGUAAGAGGAAAGAGGACGCUCUUCCACCGGCUGAAGCGUGUUCACUCUGAAGCUACAAGCUGGUGACGUCACAAACUCUGCAGAUGUAUUUUAUAGAAAUAUUCUGACGCCUGCUUGUGAUGUUUGUAAAAACGAAUGUUUAUAUAUUUAAAUGUUUUCUGAAUGAUUAUGUUGCUCUAACAGACGGAUCGGGUCAUAAACCAGCAGCUCGUUUUCUCCUCUGAUCAAUGGAACAAGUUAAGUUUGAGUUCUUUUAUUUGCUUUUCCAUCGAGUGGAGGGACAUGUUUACCUUAAAAAUCCGAAUUGAAAAGAUGUAUUUUUAUUUAUUUAAUUUUAAUGUCACCUAAUAUUUGAAUCUUGAAAAUUGUUUCCAAUAAAGUACAAACUUGUAAAUGAUUAACUAUAACUUGUUGUUUUUGCUGAAUAAACUGUGAUCUGCAGUCGUCUGUAAAGACAUUUGGACCUAAAAACAACAAAGUAGAAAAUAACUAAGAAAGAAAAAAAAA